GUUGAAACAUAACAUCUUGAUGGCUAUAUACUUUGCGGUUGCUACGUUUGCAAUCAUAGCAAUUAUUAUGAUCGUGUUAAUACGGAUCUACAAAACACUACUGCGCAAAAAUCAAGUUUGUGACAGUAAAUCCCACAACAAUACAUCCGUUAUUACAAGACUUGGUAAGCCUAAUCUUCAAAUGAUAAUCACACUUUGUGUCAUAUGAGUAUAUGGGUAAUGGUAACAUGCGAGAUCAUCUACACGGUAAACUUGCAGCUGCAUGUGUCAACGAGGAGGAUUCCGACUCCUCCGAGGAGUAUCCCGACACACCCUUUCUCCCUGACCCUGAACCUUCAUGGGUCUCCGAUGGUUUCAUUAGGUCCGAUCCUGUUCCCUAUAAUUACUCUAUUGAGGAGUUAUGUGUGUUCUGGCUCGUCGAGGAUGUCUCGAAACUUAAGGAUCUCAAUCCUUGUGUGAUUUAUGCUGAUAUCAAAUCAGCUCUUAUGAAACAGAGCUAUAGUUUUGAUCAGUUGGUGAUCCGUGUGUACACUAAUGAACAGCCUCCCUUCUCGGAAGAAGUCAUAAAUCCAUAUUUGCCUAUAGGUUUCCUCCCCAUAGGGAGUAUCAAAAAGUUGGUGAUACUCUCAGAAACCCUUGGAGAAGACGAGAAGUUCUCUAGGCUUGUUAAUAGUUUGAAAGCGAUCGGUUUCAAUGUUGUCUUACAACCGCUUGAAAAACUAUUAGGUGAAAGCCUUUCAGGUUUCGGUAAGGAAGUAAUCCGCCCAUGUUCUUGUCAACAACGACAAUACAGAGGUGGCCAUGGAAACAGAGUUGGCCGUGGAAACAGAGGUGGUCGUGGAAACAGAGGUGGUCGUGGAAUAAUUUUGGGCUGACUAUGAAGUUAUGUGCCAUUGAUGUCGUACAGUUUCAAGCAAACUCUUCAUUAUGAAAAAAAUUUUUGGAAGAGUUUACAGUCUCAGCAAACUCUUCUGGAUUAGUCCGGGUAAAUUAUCAGCUGCUUCUCUUAUCCACAAUCCAACUUCCAAAAAAAUAAGAUUCUCCCCAUUAGCGUUGCACCAUCAUUAAUCCAAGAUACCUCUAUAUCUUCAUAUAGAUUACAUGUGUGUAUAUAUAGAGUAAAAGACAUACAUACAAAGCAAAAGAGUAUUACUAUACAAAUGGAUGUGGUAGCAAGAUUGGCGUCACAAAGUGCAGUGGUGAUAUUCAGCAAGAGUACGUGCUGCAUGUCUCAUGCAAUCAAACGGUUGUUUUACGAGCAAGGCGUGAGCCCCGCGAUUGUCUGAAAUCGAUCAGGACAUUAAGAGUGGGCCUUGGCCCAUUUAGGCUGCAGCCCUCCGGUUCCUGCGGUUUUUGUCGGAGGGAAAUUUGUAGGAACGGCUUCAUCUCGAUGGGUCAUUGAAAAUGUUGCUCAAGGAAGCUGAUGCUUUGUGGCUAUAGUACUGGAUAUGUUCUUGAUCAAUUUAUAUUAUGAUAUUUACUUUUGACUUUUGAAAAUGUCUCCACUUUAUGCGCAUAUGUGAAGUAUUUACUUUGUAUUUUGAGUGUUAUUUAUGUCUUUGUGGAGGUUGGUUUAAUGAU
Eutrema salsugineum is the source of this 1581-nucleotide messenger RNA. RefSeq lists its product as uncharacterized. The record is from RefSeq and is a predicted model, not a curated record. The transcript has 5 exons. The coding region runs from base 213 to 875 and encodes 220 amino acids. NCBI's taxonomy places the organism in Eukaryota, Viridiplantae, Streptophyta, Magnoliopsida, Brassicales, Brassicaceae.